Molecule: messenger RNA, 4290 nt
Organism: Pygocentrus nattereri (red-bellied piranha)
Lineage: Eukaryota; Metazoa; Chordata; Actinopteri; Characiformes; Serrasalmidae
Gene: dnai4
Product: dynein axonemal intermediate chain 4
Exons: 17
Coding region: 87-2438 (783 amino acids)
Biological process (GO): cilium movement
Cellular component (GO): axonemal dynein complex
Molecular function (GO): dynein light chain binding; dynein heavy chain binding
Source: RefSeq, a predicted model, not a curated record
CUUCGAGGAGGACGCGCUGGGGGAGCUGCCUGUAGCUUUAACCUUACUGUUUUAUUAACUGUAGCGACGCUCUGUCUUCACUAAACAUGUCCAGCUCCACGGCAAAACACACCAAACCUGCUCUGAAAGUGACCACGUCAUCAGGCAGGAUGAACCUCUCAUCAUCAGGAAUACUAAAACCAAACCUAAGUGCUACACGGAGUGUCAACGCCUCUGUAAGCCGAAAGAGCUUCAGUUUAGCAGGGGAUAGUAAAAUUUUGGAUAAAAGCUCUGCUCAAACUCCUAAACACAUUGUACAGGUUUUAGAUGAAACAGGGAAAGAUGUCACACCUCAGCCUCUGUACCAGCCAGAACCUGGAGCUGUACUAACCAAGCAGAACAAAAUCUUCGCACCUCAUGACACAUCAGGGGGGACCGUGUCUGACUUCUUAUCCACAGCUUUCCAAACCACUAACGCAAGCUUCGCGGCACCCUUUACAAGGUCCAUUUUUGGCAGCAGCUCUGUGUCCAGAUCAAGCCAGUCUACAAUGGAAUCAAUCAGUGAUGAAAUUGAGGAUCUGUCUUUGAAAAAAGAUAUAUCAGUUGGUCUCUCAGAUGUCCAGAUUCGGAGAGAGGAGACGAAGGAGCAAAUCAAAGUGCACAUGCUGGACAGUAUGGUGGAUUGCUACCUCACUGAGACAGAAACUAUCUGGCUGCUGGACAUGCCUGCAGUGACUGUGUCUGUAGACUCAGAUGAAGCUGAAAUAGUCAAAGAGAGAAACAAUGCAUAUACAGAACUUUGCAAAAGCAGACUGGGCAAUGAUAAAUAUGUAGAGCGCUCAAUGCAGACUUUUAACGGGGCGCCCAAAGCUAAAGAGGUCCAGACGGACAACAUCACCAUGGUGGAAAAAGCUACCACAGCCACGAUUUGGGACAUGUUUGACUCUUAUGUGAGUGGAAGCAAGGCAGGAGAACCCAUUUCUUCAGAUGGAGAGAGGCCCACCAUCCCAGACAUCUCAGUUCAUCACCUAGAUUCAAGCAGACAUCUAGACAGAACCACGUCUGGAGUCAGUGCCAAUAGCAUAGCCAGUACCACCAGCUCCAGAAUAGAUACGGAGGCCUUUGUGGUUCAAGUAGAGGACAAGUCUGACCCAGAGCUGGUCUUACAGUCUGAGAAGUUCUUGCAAGAUCUUCUGGUUAUGGAGCGAAUGAUUCUGAAGAACAUCUACCAGCCCAAGCUGGCUGCCUACAGACUGCUGCCAAUACUGACAGAUCCAGACAGUGCGGCAAUUGAAACAGAGAGCCAGGAGGAAAGUUCUCUCAGCCCAGCACUGGAGCGUCUAUGGGCCUUCAGCUGCGAGCUCACCAUAGGUCGCAAUGUCAGCAGCAUGGCCUGGAACAAGAAAAAUCCAGACCUUCUAGCUGUGGGAUACGGACAGUUUGACUUCAAAGAUCAGAAAUCUGGACUUGUCUGCUGCUGGUCUUUGAAGAACCCUACUUGGCCUGAGCGGAUCUUUUUCUGCGAGAGUGGUGUUACGUCCCUGGACUUCUCAGCCUCAAAUGCCAAUCAGCUGGCAGUGGGCAUGCAUGAUGGCAGCAUUGCCAUCUACAAUGUACAGAGCAGAGAGAAAACACCCGUCAUCGACAGCAGUGACUGUGCCCACAAACACACAGGUCCGGUGUGGCAGGUGAAGUGGGUAGAUCACGAGCGGGGGCCUUCAGGAGAAUAUAAAGGAGAGACGCUGAUCUCUGUGGCUGCUGAUGGGAGGAUCUGCAAAUGGUUCCUGCGUAAAGGCCUGGACUGCAUUGAUCUGAUGAAGCUCAAAAGGACGAGGAAUGACAAGAACCUGCUGGGAGAAAGAGAGAGGAAGAGUGAGGCUCUGAUUUCUCGCCUGGCGCCUGGACUGUGUUUCACGUUUCAUCGUAAUGAUUUCAAUAUCUAUUUGACUGGAACAGAAGAGGGACAUAUUCACAAGUGCUCCUGUUCAUACAAUGAGCAAUUCCUGGAGACAUACACAGCACACAGAGGUCCUAUCUAUAAGGUCACUUGGUCACCCUUCUGUCCAGAUGUCUUCCUAAGUUGUUCUGCAGACUGGACCAUUCAGCUUUGGAGGGAAGAUCUCCUCACACCUGUUCUGGCCUUCACCUCUACACAGAAAGCUGUCCAUGAUGUCAUGUGGUCCCCACGAUGGGCCACUGUGUUUGGGGCAGUAAAUGAGGGCAGGGUGGAGAUCUGGGACCUGGGAGCCAGCAUUCUAGAUCCAACUACAGUGAGUGUUGCUAGUCCAGGCGUGAAGCUUACAUCCCUGCUUUUUGCCAAAGAGACAGACUGCAUCUUGGUUGGGGACAGUGAAGGCCAGGUCAGCGUCUACAAGCUAGAUAACCUAGGAGUGGGAGCAGGCACACAGUUGGACACACUUGAGGACAUCAUCAGGUCCACGCUAGCCAGCCAGCUGUGAGAAAGACUCACAGCUUUAGGGCUUAGCAACAGGCUUUAGGGCCUGUUGGUGGGGCGCUGGCUGAGGAUCAGGCUGUUGAGCUGCCUACUCUACUCCAUCAUCUGUCUGACAGUAAUGUCUGUUAUCCAUCAGACUCAGAGACUCCAUUUCAGAAUAACAAUGAGAUUACAACAGACUGGCCAUGUCUGGAAGAACAUUCAGUUUUCUUGUAUGAGUAGAAUAAACAUAUUGCCAAAACAGGACCACCUGCCAAAAACAAUUCAUAAAGUUACCAAUAUGUCUGAGCCAAGGUAACCAGUACAUCUCCAAGAAAGUCUGUAUGCUGGUCUAUGCAGACCAGCUCUUGAGGUUGUUUAGCCCCACUUUUUCUCAUCUUAAAGGGGAAUUACACUGAUUUUUCCAAGGUUCUCCAGAACACAGUUGUUGAGAUGUAAACAAAGUCAUUCAAAAACUUACCUACAAUGAUUUCUUUACAGUGGUGUUGAUAGGAACCAGGGGUCACAAUUUACUAUGCAUAAUGACCAGUGAACCUACACGUCUUCUGAGUGUUUAUAUGUAAUGUUGAUUAUGGUGAAAUAAUAUGGUAAAUCUGAACAUUUCAGUUUUCUCUGGGGACUGUUUUGCCUUAGAAAGCCCCACCUGUAGGUCUCCACUGUGAAUAUAUUUUUUAAAAAGACAUUUUUGGCCAAAACCCUCAUCUAAAAAGCUCAUCAAAACUUAUCAGGCAGCUUCUGUGUGGUAGCCUUUAGAGGCAUUAAAUGCUUUGGAUGCCUGGUUCACCACUUCUGUCAUGCAAUUCUAUCUUUGCAAGUUUCUGUAGAACUCUGAAUGACUUUGUUUACAUCUUAACAAUUUAAUAAAAAAUAGAUGAAGUCACCCAUAACUCUUUAAAGUCAAUGUGAACACAUUUUUGUUCCAUACAGAGUGAAAUAUUUGAGUGAAAUAUCAGGGAGGGUCUCUGAGCUAGCUGAGCGUUUUUGUUGGAUGGUAGGUGGGGAUAGUGGGUGAUAGAGGUUAAACAUGAUUUUGUUGUAGUUUGAUAUAGUUUUUCACCGCCUGCUGGUACACAGCCACAUAAUCAAAAAUCCUAAGCCUUUUUUAAGAUGGGCAAAAGCCACUACACUUCAAUCAAACAUGACAGGAAAAGGAGAAUUAUGUCUUUUUAAUGCUAUGGUAUGAUGAUUUAUGGUAAAUAUGUCAACAGACAUGAACUAGCAAAGUUAGAAAGGUCAAUUUUCAGGUUGACUUUAACUUUUCCUUCAUCCACUAAGAAUUUGUGCAUAUUUUACCAGUUCCCAAUUGGCUAAAUCAUGAUUGAAAAGAUAUUUGAGCUUAGUAUUUUUAAGCAAAUAAUUGUCAAAACACCAACUAGUUCUCAGAAUCAAAAGACCCCUAGAGCAUGUGGCCUUUAUGACAGCGACACAGAGUUAAUGGAGAGGCUAUAGAGGUCUGAUUACCAGAACCUCUUGACAGAUGACAACCCAUCCAUGCCAUCAACAGCCCCAUCACACCUCAGCAAAUGGCUGUCAUUAUGGGAACUGCUGUAAUCCAUGACCUGUCUGAGAGGUCCUUUAGUGCAAAUCAAACAGAUUAAUGCUGAAGCUCAGUCAGAGGCUCUGCACAAAUACUGUCUGUAGCUUUACAAGAUCAGCAGUUAUGGAUGUAAAUGGAUUCUAGAUGUGCCUUUGCCUAUGUUUAGCUUAUGGUUUAUUCAGUGUGUCGCUUUUUAGUGUGUGUGGCACAGACCUUUCCUAAGUGCUCACCCAUCUUUCAUCUCAUUGAGUUUAGCCUGCACCACAGCCUGUAGACUGGCUUUACUUUAUUUAUGAUGAACAACUAAUUAUGCUUGAAA